This is a messenger RNA of Gavialis gangeticus (Gharial), 3458 nucleotides long. RefSeq names its product SRP receptor alpha subunit (gene SRPRA). Gene Ontology annotation, biological process: SRP-dependent cotranslational protein targeting to membrane. Bases 59 to 2008 code for a protein of 649 amino acids. Gene Ontology annotation, cellular component: signal recognition particle receptor complex; endoplasmic reticulum membrane. The record is from RefSeq and is a predicted model, not a curated record. Gene Ontology annotation, molecular function: signal recognition particle binding; GTP binding; GTPase activity. The transcript has 14 exons. Lineage: Eukaryota; Metazoa; Chordata; Crocodylia; Gavialidae.
AGUGGCUGUGACGUGUGCCGAGGCGGGCGGGCUGGUUUCCCGGCCGGGCGCCGCCGCCAUGCUCGACUUCUUCACUAUCUUCAGCAAGGGCGGCCUGGUGCUCUGGUGCUUCCAGGGCGUGCGCGGCCCCGCCGCCGCCUGCACCGCGCCCGUCAACGCGCUCAUCCGCUCCGUGCUGCUGCAGGAGCGAGGUGGCAACAACUCUUUUAACCAUGAAGCUCUUACACUUAAAUACAAACUGGAUAAUCAAUUUGAGCUUGUGUUUGUGGUUGGUUUUCAGAAGAUCCUGACUCUAACCUAUGUAGAUAAGUUGAUAGAUGAUGUCCAUAAGGAGUUCAGAGACAAAUAUCGCAAUGAAUUCCAGCAGAAAGGCACUCUGGGGCUCCUCAAUGGCACCUUUGAUUUUAAAGAGGAUUUUUUACACCUCCUCCAGGAGGCAGAGGAGAGCAGCAAAGUGCGAGCUCCCCCUGUCAUGAAGACAUUUGAGCAGUCUGUGAAAUCUCAGAAGACUGUCAAGUCCAUGAUAGAAACCCGGGGGGAGAAACCAAAGGAGAAAACCAAGAACAAGAAAAACAAAGGUUCAAAAAAGGAUGCUUCAGGAACUGAGGCUGCUACAGUCCCCAGUAAAGCAGCCCCAGUUGCAAAGCAGAACCCUCCUACAUCAGCUGGGGACAGGGAGGAACUGACCAAGGAUGAAAUCCUGCAAAAGAACCGGGAGGAAUUCUUCAAGAGACACAUGAAAGGAGGAGAGAAGUCCAGCAAGUCCCCAAAGCCUGAGACUCAAAAAGAGAAGGGGAAGAAACCCCGUGUGUGGGAUCUGGGGAACUCCAAUGCCAAAGUACUUGAUUACAGUAACUCCACUACCAACGGAAACACAGAGACUUGCGCUGCUGAGGAGUUUGACCCUGAUAUGGCCCUCGGAGAUCGGAACCGGGAGCCUGGCCGCCUCUAUGAUCUUGAAUAUGAGAGUGAUGAAGAGGAACCUGAAGAGGAGAAGGUUGCUCAGAACCCUUCAAAACCAGGUGCUAAGAAGGGUGGCUUGGGAGGCAUGUUCGGGAUGCUGAAAGGCUUGGUGGGUUCUAAAAGCUUAACCAGAGAGGAUAUGGACUCUGUUUUGGAGAAGAUGAAGGAUCAUCUGAUUGCAAAGAAUGUGGCUGCAGACAUUGCCGUUCAGCUGUGUGAAUCGGUUGCCAAGAAGCUGGAGGGGAAAGUGAUGGGGACAUUCACCACGGUGACCUCAACAGUGAAACAGGCCCUUCAGGAGGCCUUGGUGCAGAUCCUGCAACCGCAGCGCCGUGUGGACAUCCUGCGUGAUGUUAUGGACGCCCAGCGCCAUCAUCGGCCUUAUGUUGUCACUUUCUGUGGGGUCAACGGGGUGGGAAAGUCAACCAACCUGGCCAAGAUCUCGUUCUGGCUGAUUGAAAAUGGCUUCAGUGUCCUCAUUGCCGCCUGUGAUACAUUCCGCGCUGGAGCUGUGGAGCAGCUGCGCACUCACACUCGCCGCCUGAAUGCUCUGCAUCCCCCGGAAAGCCAUAGUGGGCGCAUCAUGGUCCAGCUCUAUGAGAAGGGCUAUGGGAAGGAUGCUGCUGGCAUUGCCAUGGAGGCCAUUUCUUAUGCACGUAACCAGGGUUUUGAUGUGGUCUUGGUGGACACUGCUGGCCGUAUGCAAGACAACGCCCCCUUGAUGACCGCCCUGGCUAAACUCAUUGCAGUCAACACCCCUGACCUGGUCCUCUUCGUCGGGGAAGCGCUGGUGGGAAAUGAGGCUGUUGAUCAGCUGGUGAAGUUUAACAAAGCCUUGGCUGAUUACUCCAUGGCCCAGACACCACGUCUCAUCGAUGGAAUUGUGCUCACCAAAUUUGAUACCAUUGAUGACAAGGUGGGAGCCGCAAUCUCCAUGACUUACAUCACAAGCAAGCCCAUUGUAUUUGUUGGUACUGGACAGACCUACUGUGAUCUGCGUAGCCUUAAUGCCAAGGCUGUGGUUGCAGCUCUCAUGAAGGCCUAAAAACCAAUUAUUGCACCAAAUCGCUGUUUGCAGAUAUCUCAGAACAUGCUUUACCAUGUGACUGACUAGUCUUUUCAGUGUAGUGCAAGACAGAAUGAAGGGAUCACAGAGCAAGGAGUUGCCAAAUCCACUACUUGCCUGUGAAUAAUCUCUCAUUGUGCUCCCCAAUGCAUGGUUUUAAACUUUGGAGGAGGUGGCUGCCUUUAAUCAUGUUGUGCUUACUCCAGUUGGCUACAUGCUUCCUCCAUAGUUACUGGAUAUACAACUUAUUUUUUGGUGAGGAUGUGUCUCCUGCUGGAGCUCUUUGACCAGACUAUCUCUGUGGCUGUCCACCAGCAAAGCCCUUUCUCCUAGAUUUCUUUAUUCUGUCUAAGUGACUCAGCCUUCACAGAGGCUGGAACCAGAGCUUUGUAUUGUUCAUACAGUGUGAAUGGUGACCUAAGGACUUGCAGCCUUUGGGGCUGCUCUGUCACUAACAAAGCAUCUAUGGACUGUUCAGUUUAGGUUGUUUAAAAGUAUUCUUGAUCCUGUGAGCCAGUCUGGAUCUUGUAGGUAGCACUGGGCUCAUCAGGGACAUGAGUGAGUUGCUCAUAAGACAGUUCUAGGCUAAUUGGCAUGGGCAAGUGGCUUGCUUUGGACAUUCAGUAGAGCAGGGAUAGAUGCUACUUAGUGACGGUUUUAGUGCAUCCACCCUGAUUAAUACUUGCUGCUAGCUUGGACUAUGGCAGCUCACCAAAGUUGCUAAACCAAAAAUUCUAAAUCUGCCCCUAUGCUUGUCAAGCAGGGGCUAUAGGGGAGUUGCUGAAGUUGCCUUAAGGUCCCUUGUUUCCAUUAUCAUGGGAUUCCUAAAGCAGGGCUAUCCAGAUGCUAUGUAAAAGUGGCAGGAGCCCGAGGAGUCAGUGUGGCUCUGAUACUGCAGCUCCCAGUGAGCAGCCUUUCAGCAUGGUCUGAGCAUCUCUGAUCCAGGAGACUUGUGGGCUGGAACUGUGAACUGCACUUCUGCCCACAGUGAAGGAACAUUGCCUGGAUUGUAGUAGGUAAGCUGGACUGCUUUAGAGGGAUACAUCUGAUUUGUACUGCAAGAUCCCCCUCUCUCCUCUCAUAGAAGCUGGUUUUCUACCAGCACUGACUCUGGCUGCCUAGGGGGGAUGCCUCCUAAUCACCUGGAGACCAAGGCAGAUGGAAGCUGUCCACACCAUUAGCUUCUGCCUCAAACAGGCCAGCUAAUGACAAGAAACAUCUCAAUGACAGUGGUGGCUGCUUGCUGCUUUCCUGCACCCUUUCCCCUUCCCUUUAGAGUGCCUCUUGAGCCUGGUCUAAAGUGCUACAUUGAAUAAUACAAAACUCUUAAGAUGUCUUGUAGCUCUGUACUGCAGAUGUGCUAUAGUGCAAUAAAUUGAAUGCUGUCUGCUGAGAGAGAUAAUUUAUAUAAAUAAAUUUCAUAAAUUUG